Molecule: messenger RNA, 2997 nt
Organism: Closterium sp. Naga37s-1
Lineage: Eukaryota; Viridiplantae; Streptophyta; Zygnematophyceae; Desmidiales; Closteriaceae
Source: the annotation of a GenBank genome assembly
AUGCCAGGCGCGGGGAGCGGCGGGGGAGGGGGAGGGCUGCGCGUGAGCACGCUGAACGGCGUGAAGGUGUAUAACGUGUCGGGCGGCAAGGCCGUGCCCGAGUGGAUUUCGGACAAGAAGAAGCGCGCUCUCAGGAAGGACGAAGACUACCUGCGGCGCAUCGAGCUUAUUCAGGACCUCGAGUUCAAAGUCGCCUCAACGCGGAUCAAGGCAUCUCGUGACGGCAAAUACCUCCUCGCUUCAGGCGUGUACCCCCCUCAGGUGCGCGUGUACGAGCUGGCAGAGCUGUCUCUCAAGUUUGAGCGCAAUCUGGAUUCAGAGAUUGUGGACUUCCAGGUGCUCACAGACGACUACAGCAAGAUUGCCUUUCUCUGUGCCGAUCGCUCCGUGUGCUUCCAUGCCAAGUUUGGGGCUUACUUCAAGACACGCAUCCCCAGGAUGGGCCGAGGGUUGGCGUACGACCCAGCCUCGUGUGACCUGCUGCUUGCUGCCUCCUCGCCGGAGAUCUACCGGAUCAAUCUGGAGCAGGGUCAGUUUCAGCAGUCGCUGCAGUCGCGGUCGCCAGCAGUGAACGUGAUCGGGCGAGCCCCCUCCCACGGGCUCAUUGCCUGUGGCGGGGAGGACGGCGCUUUGGAGUGCUUCGACAACCGCCAGGCCUCGGCCGUCUCUCGCAUCGAUGCAGUGGGAGCCACUGGGAACACUGAGCAGCAAGUGACAGCAGUGCGGUUUGAGGACACAGAGGGCAUGCAUCUGGCUGUUGGCACGAGCACAGGGCAGGUGCUGCUGUUUGACCUUCGCUCCUCCAAGCCCUACCGGAUAAAGGACCACAUGUACGGCAGCCCCAUUCACAGCAUCAAGUGGCACCGAGGCAUAGCGGGGUCAUCGCAGCACAUCAUCUCAACAGACAAGCGCAUCAUCAAGAUCUGGAACCCUGCCACGGGCACCAAUGUGACAAGUGUGGAGCCAACCGAGCCAGGCGGCAUCAACGACGUGUGUGUGAUGCGAGGCAGCGGGCUGAUCGUGGCAGCAAUGGACUCGCCCCGCCUGCAGGCAUACUUCAUCCCCUCCCUGGGGCCCGCACCCCGCUGGUGCUCGUUCCUUGAGAACAUCACGGAGGAGUUGGAGGAAGGUGGGGCAGCGAUGUACGAUGACUACAAGUUUGUGACGAGGGAGGAGCUGAAUGCACUGAGACUGACAGAGCUGCUGGGGACCAACCUGCUGCGCCCCUUCAUGCACGGCUUCUUCCUGCACUCUCGCCUGUAUCACAAGGCUAAGUCCAUAGCAGACCCAUUCGCAUGGGAUGCGUAUCGGCAGCAGAAGGUGAAGGAGAAGAUUGAAGCACAGCGAGCCAGCCGCAUAUCGGUGCAAAAGAAGCUUCCCAAGGUGAAUGCCAAGCUAGCAGCGCAGCUGAUGCAGCAGAGUGGGGGAGCCGAGGCGGCAAGGGAGGAGGGAGGGGAGGAGGAGGACGACGAGGAGGAGGAAGGGGCGGGAGGGAAGGCGCGGAAGCAGCGCAAGGCUGCGGCCAGUGCUCUGGCUGACCCUCGCUUCGCCUCUCUAUUCACUGAUCAGGCUUUCCAAGUGGAUGAGGACUCUCAAGAGUACAUGGCUCUGCAUGGGGGCAUGCGGGGAGGAGCAGAGGAGAGGCGGCAGCAGCAGAAGCGGGAUAAGGAGCUUCUAGAGGAGCAUUUUGAAAUGGUGGAAGGGGAAGAGGAGGAGGAUGAGGAGGAUGAUGGUGAAGAGGGAGGAGAGGAGGAGGAGGAAGAGGAGGAGGACGAGGAGGAGGAUGAGGAGGAGGAUGAGGAGGAGGAGAGGGGUGGAAGCGGGAAGAGGAGGUUGGUGCAGGGAGGAAAGGAGGAGGGUGUGUCACGGAAGAGAGGGGCCAAGGAGCCAAGGCUCUACGAAGCGAGAGACGACGUGCAUGCAGCAGCCUUUAGAAACCGCCAAAGCCUUGCCGCCCAGAAGAAUCUGCCCCUGGAGGAGAGAAUCGCACAGCUCCCGCGUUCGUCUGCUAGCGGUCAAGGCGCCGCCCAUGGCGGUCCUGUAAGGAGGGCGGGCGGCGCAGUAGAGUUUACUGUUUCAAUGCAGUCAAGGAGACGAGGGGGUGGGAGAGGGGAGGGAGGGGGAGGAGGGAGAGGAGGGAGAGGUGAGGGAGGGAGAGGAGGGAGAGGAGGCCUGCUUGGAGGGGAGGUAGAGGAGGGAGAGGGGGGAGGGGGGGGCGUGGGAGAGGGAGGGGCCGCGGUGGGAGGCGUUGACGUGAGUGGGGAGGGAGAGUCAUGCGAGUCACAUAGGAAGCGUGGAGGGUGCGAACGACGGGUUGCGAUAAAUCCCGUCAUUCCCCCUUCUGCUCCCCAUCAAUUCCCGCUCUGCUUUUCCAUCAAUUUCCCCUCUGCUCUCUAUUUCCCCCCCUGCUUCUCCUCCGUUCCCCCCCUGCUUCCCCCCAUCCCCUUCCCUGCUUCCCCCCAUCCCCUUCCCUGCUUCCCCCCAUCCCCUUCCCUGCUUCCCCCCAUCCCCUUCCCUGCUCCCCCCCAUCCCCUUCCCUGCUUCCCCCCAUCCCCUUUCCUGCUUCCCCCCAUCCCCUUUCCUUCUUCCCCCCAUCCCCUUUCCUGCUUCCCCCCAUCCCCUUUCCUGCUUCCCCCCAUCCCCUCAGCCCUCCUUCCCCCCACCCUCUGCCCUGUUCCACCCUGCCCUCCCCAUCCCUGCCUUUCCCUCCCUGCCCUGCGCUUCCCUUCCCCAUCCCUUCUCAACCCUUCCCUUCCUUUUCAUGCCCUCCCCUUCCCCUUCACACCUCACCCGCCCACUACUGUAGUUCCCAUGCAUGUGCACCCAUCACUGUCUCCCCACAUGCUUUCAUCAUGUGCGCUUGCUUGUGUUCCCUUGCAGUUGUUCCUUUGGCACCUCACACCACCUCCCCCAUGUUCCUUCACACAAUUAUUCCUGCCUACUCCACUCCCUGUAUUUUCAGUGGUGAAGCAGAGGAGCAAGCUGAGGCGCAGCUAA